CAGCCCUCCACCGCGAGGAAGCACAGACACCCCGCACCCGCCGCCCAGCCCUCGCCGCCCCUCGGCCGCUCCGACCGCCGCUGCCCGCAGUACCCCGCGGCGGGGGCGGCCGCCGAGAACACCUCCCGCCGGCGCCGCCCCCUUAGCUGCCCGAAGCCCGCCUGCGCCGCCACGCGCGGCCGGAGCUCACCUGGGCCGGGGCGCAGGCCGCUCCCUGCGCCGAGCCCCACGCGCGUGUCCCGCUCGCGCUUCCCGCGGCGGCGGAAGUUUCGGGAGUCGCGUUUAACUCGGGACCUCGGCGGAGAGGACCCCCCCCCCCGGGUUUUUUUCGUUCCAAGAUGGCAGCCUCCAGCCGCGCACAGGUGCUGGAUUUGUACCGGGCGAUGCUGAGGGAGAGCAAGCACUUCUCCGCCUACAACUACAGAAGUUACGCCAUCAGGAGGAUAAGAGAUGCCUUCAGAGAAAAUAAGAAUGUAAAGGAUCCUGUACAAAUCCAAGCCCUAAUGAAUAAAGCCAAAAGAGACCUUGGAAUAAUCCGUCGACAGGUACACAUUGGCCAAAUGUAUUCGACUGACAAGCUCAUCAUUGAGAAUCAAGAGAAGCCCAGGACCUAGGGAGCCGGGACCAGCCACCAGCAGCAGCCGUGGACCACUUUCAGCAUCCAUCCUGCUUGGCAAGGGCACUCCCAGCAGACCACAAGUGGCCUCCCACAUCAGCUUUAAACAGCUUCUCACUCUGCCUGAUGAACUGAGCAAGGUUCCCGUUCUCCUGCAGUCUUAGCGACAAGGGGCGGCCGUCUCUCCUCGGUUCAAGUGUUAGAGUGAAGAGCUGGAGCUCCUCAGGAGAAUGCCGUGUAUUACUGCGUCUCCUCCAGCCCAGCCCUCCUGGUAGCUCCUCAGCACUUGUAUACAGCAUUCCCAGAGUUUGUUUCUUGGUCCUUGACAAUAAAAAGAAGGUCCCUAGGCCUCUGUACCGGACGCGCCCAUGACGGUUAAUGCCCUUCUGUUUCCUGCUGGGUGGCCGGUCAGUGGGGAGACCAACAGGGAGGGUCCAGCCUGAGCUGAGUCCCCCCUUUGCAAAGGCAAGUCCAAGCACAAGUAGAGAUUUGGGGGCAGCGUGGAGUAGGGCAGAGCUGAAACGGUAAAGGGUGCGCCCUGCAAUUCAGACCUGGGCCCAGUGCAACAGCAGAGGUGGUCUGUGUGUGGAUGCACACCUGGGGACAGGUAUGUACAACCUGCUGUCAGACUGUGGUCUCGGGAUUGGCGACGUCAGCCCCACCGGGGAGCUUGCUGGAAGCGCAGAAUCUCAAGCCCCACCCCCAAACCUUUUGAAUCAGAAUCUUCAGUCUGACACACCCUAGGAGACUCCAGUAUACACCGAGGUUUGAGACAUGCAUCCCAAAGCUCACUUACUGAGUCAGAAUCACCUGGAGAGACAGAGAGUUUUUUUGUUUUGUUUUGUUUUGAGGUA
This is a messenger RNA of Globicephala melas (long-finned pilot whale), 1470 nucleotides long. It is a transcript of the gene LYRM4, whose product is annotated as LYR motif containing 4. Lineage: Eukaryota; Metazoa; Chordata; Mammalia; Artiodactyla; Delphinidae. Gene Ontology annotation, cellular component: mitochondrion; L-cysteine desulfurase complex. Gene Ontology annotation, biological process: iron-sulfur cluster assembly. The record is from RefSeq and is a predicted model, not a curated record.